GUUGUGUGUCUGUAAGCCGGAGUCUUUCAGAAUGGCCUUGUUUUGCAGCACUGCACCAUGCCUGCAGGUGCAGUGAAGGGGAAAGGCAAAGAUGAGGAUACAGGAGUGCCUGACUGCAAGUCCUGAAGCUUGCUAUUUUUGAUGCUGCUACUAUUGAGCUGGAAGACUGCUUUGUGGAGAACAUGCUUAUGGCCCGAGACACCGCCCAGGAUGAGGCUGAGAAACUGCAUAGGAAGUGGCUGAAGCACCAGACGUUUAUGGCAGAACUUGCUCAGAAUAAGGAGUGGUUGAAGAAGAUUGAGAAGGAAGGCGAGGAGUUGAUUCUAGAGAAACCAGAAUUGAGCUCUGUGGUUCAACAAAAGCUGAGAGAAAUUCGGAAGUGCUGGGAUGACCUGGAAAGCAACACGCAGGCCAAGGCCCAACAGCUCUUUGAUAAUAACAAGGGAGAACUGAGGCAUAGCUACACAAACUUAAGCAGUCAGCUUUCCAGGCAGGAUGGCCAGCUGUACCAGAUGGACUACACUCAGGAUCUGGCCACUGGCAAUAAGCAACUCAGCAAGCUACAGACAUUCAAAUCACCAAUUGAGGGGUGGAAUAAAGACAUAAGGGACAUACACACACAGGUAACCACCAUCCCCCAGAGGGCACUAAUCAGGGACAACACGAGUGAGAAGCAGACAGUGGUGGAGACGCGCAUCGUACGUCUCAUCGAACCCCUGAAGGAGAGGCGUCGAAUCCUGCUGGCUACCAAGGAGGUGAACCAGCUCAGUCAAGACCUGGAAAAUGAAAUUCUGUGGAUCCAGGAGCGACUGCCUCUGGCCAUGUGCAAGGAGUAUGGGAACAGUCUUCCAGCUGUGGAGCAGUUUUUACAAAAGAAUCAGAGUCUGCAGAGAGAGCUGCAGGACCACCAGGCUCGGGUGGAGGAUGUCCUGAACCGGGCGGUGCUCAUCGCUGCCAUACAGAGCCCUGAGACAGACUUCCUGCGGGGUGACCAGGAGCAGCUCCGUCAGCUCUGGGAUAGCCUGUGUCUGGAGACAGAGAGGCGGCAAAUGAUGCUGGACACCAUUUAUCAUGCUCAGCAGUACUACAGCAAUGUCACAGAGGUGAAAUCCUGGAUCUGCCAACAGGAGCAAAACCUCAUGAUUGAAGACAAAGGCACGGAUGAGCCUAGUACCCUGGAGUUACUAAAGAAACAUCUGGCAAUGGAACAGACCAUUGAGGAUUAUGCAGAGACUAUAGGCCUCCUCUCCCAGCAAUGUCGACAGCUAGUGGAGCUGGACCAUCCAGACAGUGAACAGAUCAGCAAGCAGCAGUCACAGGUGGACCGCCUCUAUAUUUGCUUGAAGGAUGUGGUAGAAGAACGGAAGUCUAGGCUAGAGCAGCAGUACUGGCUGUAUCAACUGAACCGUGAGGUGGAUGACCUGGAACAGUGGAUUGCGGAGCGUGAAGUGGUGGCCAGCUCCCAUGAGCUUGGACAAAACCUUGAACAAGUCACGAUCAUUCAGGAUAAGUUCACAAAGUUCUCCUCAGACACGUGCACACUGGGCCAGGAACGUGUGACAGCUGUGAACAAGAUGCUGGAUGAGCUGAUUGACUUUGGGCACGUGGACGGGGCCACCAUCGCGGAGUGGAAAGACGGGCUGAACGAGGCCUGGGCUGACCUGCGUGAGAUGAUGGAGACGCGGAGGCAAAUGCUCGCUGCAUCCCACCAGCUGCACAAAUUCUUUGCAGACUGUCAGGAGGUUUGGCCAAAAAUUGAAGAGAAGAAGAGGUGGUUGCGGGAACUAAAGGCCUGCCAGACAGGAACUGCGAGCACCGGCACUUUCCACAGACUCAUGCACACCUUUCAGCAUGACAUCCAACACCUUGUUAUGCAGGUGAGGCAGUUGCAGGAGAGUGCCACCCAGCUCAGGACUGUUUAUGCUGGAGAGAAGGCUGAAGCCAUCGCCAGGAAGGAGCAGGAAAUCAUGCUGUCUUGGAAAGACCUUCUGACUUCCUGUGAUGAGUGUGGUGUGCAGCUCACCACAGCUGCAGACAAGCUCAAUUUCUUUGGCAUGGUGCAGGACUUGAGCUUGUGGAUGGAUCGCCUCAUCUGUCAGAUUGAAAAAGGAGGGAAUCCUAGGGACCUGUCCUCUGUGGAGGUGGUAAUAAAUUACCACCAAAGCCUAAAGAAUGAUAUUGAAGCACGAAACAAGAGCUUUGUGCAGUGUCUGGAGUUGGGCAAGACGUUAAUGACAGCCAGAAACCACGCAGCAGAGGAGGUUAGGGAGAAAUUGGAUCUGCUCAUGGCAAGGCAGAAGGAGCUUUCUGAAAAGUGGGACAGGAAAUGGGUGGAACUACAGAAGAUGCAGGAGGUGCAGCAGUUUUCCCAGGAGGAGGCCUGGCUGGCCGAUCAGGAGCCCUUCCUCAACAGGAAGGAGCUGGACAGCACUGUGGAUGAGACAGACCAGCUGAUCCGCCACCAUCAGGCCUUCCGCAGGGCCGCGGCCACUUGGGAGGAGCACUUCAGCCUGCUGCGUCGACUCAGCACUGAUGAAACAGUGAAAGCAAAGCAGAGCAAGAUUCCACCCACACUACUACUUGGCAGGAAGGUGUUUCUGCACCCACAAGCCAGCUGUCCUUCUCGAGGAACUACCUUGUCCUCAUUGCAACAGACCAUCUAUGAACAAAUAGAACAUAAGCCUAAGUAUAUGCCCCAGAAGCUGCCCACCACCUCAGUAGUCCAAAGACUUGGCUCAACGGUGGCUAACUACACGCCAGUCAUGAAUUGGUCUAGCUAUAAAAGAUUGGACAUACCUGUACCUGUACCUGUACCUGUACCUGUACCUGUACCUGUACCUGUACCUGUACAAGCUUGUGGUGGUGAGAAAUGUCUGGAGGCCCCAAUGGAGCAGAACUAUACACCUGAUCUGCCAUCUGAGGUUAGUAUUACUCACAAGCCAGUGGAGCCACCCCAAGAGGCACUCCAAGAGGCACUCCAAGACAUUUGCCCAACGGAGACUGAGAGUAAAAUCGAGCCAUCCAUCAUAGUCAACGUGUUGGUGCAAGCUCCUGGGAAGGACUUGUUUAGAGGUGAGCUAUCGCGGGACACCCGGGGGAGUCGCUCUGACCCGCAGAUGGACCGCUACCGGAGGGAUAGGGAGCGCAAGCUUGGGAGGCAGACCUCAAGUGAACAGGAGCUCAAAGCCCGUUGGGAGGAACUUCCUUUGGAGGUGCGGGAGCGUCGUCACAGGAGGCGGUUGGAGCGGCAGACCUCCAGUGAGCAGGAACAGACGGUGGGAAGCAGCAAGAAGUCAAGCGAGCAAGAUAGCACAAAGGAGCUCUCUGAUAAGCCCCCUGAUAAGCCUCCUCCAGUUGAGAAGAGAUCGACCAUGGCAGAAAUUGUGGAGCAGGUACAGGAGAGAGAAGCAGCUCAGGCUCGAGGGGAAGCACCUCGCCAAACCGGUACUAUACUCGACCGAGUGACCAGGCCAGACCGUCCACGAGCAAGAGACCGGCCAAAACCCCGAAGGAGACCCCGGCCCAAAGAACCAGUGGAGACCCGCCGGUCCCGUUCAGCGCCAGCCCAGAGCACCCCAAACGUUCAACAGCCAGCCACCCCAACCAGCCCACAGCCACCCUCACACACAGCCAAGCGUGAAGGCUUCCUCUUUCGAAAACAUGACAUAGAAAGCCAGAACCCCAACAGCAGGUCCUGGGUGAACCUAUACUGCGUGUUAUCUAAUGGAGAGAUUGGCUUCUACAAGGACGCCAAGAACACCACCACACCUUACAACAGUGAACCCCUGCUCAACUUAAGCAGCUGCACCUGCGAUGUCACCAAUGGCUACAAGAAGAAAAAAAAUGUCUUUGGCCUCAAAACGGAUGCAGGGAACGAGUUUUAUUUCCAUGCAAGGGAUGAGGAGGACUUAAAGGGCUGGAUCACAAGCAUCACAACAAGCAUAGCAGAGCAUGGGGAGAUUGCCAAAUGGGGGAUGCCCCAGACUACUACCUCUUCUACAGAAGACGGCACAAGGAAGGAUGGUGGUAAAUCUGACAUGGCAACCCUGGGUAACGACUUAGAAGAAAGGGAGAAAACCCAGACAGGAGAGAUGCUGGAGAAAUCAGAUGGAGGCUCCAGUAUGUCAGAGAAGAACAAAUGAAAACUUGAAUCACAUGCAAAGAGGCAAACUUUUAGCAAACUUGAAGUGAACCCACUCCUUAUGGAACAAAGGACAGAAACAAAGAAAAACAUGAAUCAUCAAUUGGAUAUACACUGUAUGUGAACACAUUUGCAUCUCUCUGCUCUCUUAUUUCCAAUUCUUAAGAGAUCCAAUACCGGUGAGCCAGAGGGCUGAAGGACUCAGGAGGGCUUUUAAUCACUCAAUUGAAUGACACGGCAAAAUAUUUUUAAGCUUUUUAGCUCCCUGGAUGAAUUUUCUUCAUUCUCUCCUUUGCUUCAUGUCUUUCUUCAUUUCUUGUUGUAUCUUUAUUUUCUUCUCUUACUUCAAUCAAAGCCCUUGUGUUACUUAUAUAUAUUUCUACAUAAGGGCUGACUCACUCUAAUAUCUUUGAAUUCUAAGGACUUCACUUAGAGACAACUUCCGUGGCUGGAGUUUGGAUCUGGGAGGAAAUCUAACAAUGAGACAUCUGAAUCACUUCAUUCCGGAAACUUCUAAAUAAUGGGCACAAAGAAUAAAGUGGUACUAAUACUAAGCUAAGUUGUCAGGUAACUCCCCAAGGUGCAGUAUACUAAUGAGAAUGGAUGAACAUGCAGCAGGCAUGGUGUAUGUUUCCUGUGCUUUAAUGCAUCCCAUCUACGAUAUUAGUCAUUGUAUGUUCAUGAAAUGAUUCCGAGGGCAAACAUUUUCAAGAGAAAAUGGUAAAGUUAAAGGUUAUUCUAAAUAUUCCAUAUAUGGCAGAAAUUAUCUGGCAUAUGCUUUACUGUAUGUCCAUAUUAGCAUGGAACAUAUUAUGUGUGUUAUGUGCAUCCAAAAUAAUUCUAACUGUUCCACAUUAGAACCAGAUAAUAAAGAAAGGGUCAAGUCUAUUUUGUGAGCUACUCAAAAAUUACCCAGUGCUCCCAGUCAAAUUAUUGUGCAAGGUUAUAGCCUUAACAUGUACCAAAUGGAUGAAAGAACAUAAGUACAUUUUCAAAACGAUUACUAAAAAGACUAUAUACAUAUUAUAGUUAUGUAACAGUACACAGUAACGAAUGUAUAUAUAUAUAUAUAUAUAUAUAAAUAUAUAUAUAGACUCAGUGAGCAUUUUAUUAGGCAUUUAUUAGACUUUUUUUUUUUUUUAACUUAUUCUGCUGUUGUAGCCUAGCCACUUAAAGGUUUGACGCGUUGUGUGUUCAGAGAUGCCCUUCUGCAUACCACUGUUGUAAUGCAUGCUUAUUUGCAUUACUGUCACCUUCCUGUCAGCUUUGACCAGUCUGGCCCAUCUCCUCUGACCUCUCUGCAAACUAGAGACUUGUGCGUGAAAAUCCCGGCAGUUUCUGCACCUCCCUGUCUGGCACCAACAAUCAUUCCACAGGCAAAGUCCCUUAGAUCACAUUUAUUCCCCAUUCUGACAUUUGGUCUGAAAAAAAGCUGAAUCUCUUGACCACUUCUGCAUGCUGUUAUGCAUUUAGUUGCCACAUGAUUGGCUGAUUACAUAUUUUCAUUAACAAGCUUGUGUACAGGUCUACCAAAUAAUGUGACCACUGAGUGUAUAUAUAUGUAUAUAUAUAUAUAUAUAUAUAUAUAUAUAUAUAUA
Conger conger (European conger) is the source of this 5739-nucleotide messenger RNA. RefSeq names its product spectrin, beta, non-erythrocytic 4a (gene sptbn4a). Bases 183 to 4142 code for a protein of 1319 amino acids. Gene Ontology annotation, biological process: actin cytoskeleton organization. The transcript is spliced from 20 exons. Gene Ontology annotation, cellular component: cell junction; cell projection; plasma membrane. Gene Ontology annotation, molecular function: phospholipid binding; actin filament binding. NCBI's taxonomy places the organism in Eukaryota, Metazoa, Chordata, Actinopteri, Anguilliformes, Congridae. The record is from RefSeq and is a predicted model, not a curated record.